AUGGCUAGGACUAUCUUAACUUCCCGUGCUCGCAACACUUCUGUAGGCAAAGGCAAAAGCAAAGCUAUGCGAGCUCAUGUCUUUGGAAAGUCUGCUCCUGCUACUGGAGGCGUCAUGAAAUCCGUUCGUGUUGCUCAGAAACCUUCCCUGUCUGAGAUUCGUCCGCGCCAAAGCACUACGGAACGCUUGAUUCCUAAACAGCCCUUCCAACGUCUGGUUGCUGAAACCGCUCAGAAGUUUGGCAAGGCCAUUCGGUUCCAGUCUACGGCCAUUGCUGCUCUCCAAGAGGCUGCUGAAGCUCACUUGGUUGAAUACUUUCAAGACACCUUACUGGCUGCUAAGCAUGCCAAGAGAGUCACCAUUCAGGUUGCGGACUUGCAACUGUCUACUGGAGGCAAAGCUCCUCGAAAGCAACUCGCCACCAAAUCAGCUCGCAAGUCAGCUCCUGCUACUGGUGGUGUCAAGAAGCCUCACAGAUACCGUCCAGGAACUGUCGCUCUUCGAGAAAUCCGUCGAUACCAAAAGUCUACUGAGCUCUUGAUCCGAAAGUUGCCCUUCCAACGUUUGGUCCGUGAAAUCGCUCAAGACUUCAAGACUGACUUGCGAUUCCAAUCUUCAGCUAUUGGUGCCCUCCAAGAAGCUGCUGAAGCCUACCUCGUUGGUCUCUUUGAAGACACCAACUUGGCAGCCAUUCACGCCAAGCGUGUCACCAUCCAACCAAAGGAUAUCCAAUUGGCUCGCCGAUUACGUGGUGAACGACAAUAA
Messenger RNA from Synchytrium microbalum, 765 nucleotides. RefSeq lists its product as uncharacterized. The record is from RefSeq and is a predicted model, not a curated record. Bases 1 to 765 code for a protein of 254 amino acids. Gene Ontology annotation, cellular component: nucleosome. NCBI's taxonomy places the organism in Eukaryota, Fungi, Chytridiomycota, Chytridiomycetes, Synchytriales, Synchytriaceae. Gene Ontology annotation, molecular function: structural constituent of chromatin; DNA binding; protein heterodimerization activity. The transcript is spliced from 9 exons.